AUGGCAUCUUGGUCGCUCGGCUUGCCCUCAUCACCAUCAUCUCUCGCUGUUACAGUUCUUUAUACUCCCAUGAUCGAUCUCCUCAAGGGCAUUAGGGAAGAGGUGCUAAGGGAAUGCAGGAUGGGAAUUCCUGAAGCUGAUGUACUUACCAAGUUGAAAGAGGUGAACAUGGUUCUUCUUGAGACUUUGAGGCUAUAUGGUGCAGUAAUGGAUAUGGAUAGAGAGGCAGCAAAAGAUAGGAAAUUAGGGAAUUUGAUGAUUUCAAAAGGUGUACGUGUAACAAUUCAAUUUGUGAAGAUUCAUAGGAGCAAGGAAUAUUGGGGAGACGAUGCAAACGAGUUCAAUCCAUUGAGGUUCAAGAAUGGAGUAUCUCAAGCUGCAAAACACCUAAAUGCUUUCAUCGCCUUUGGAUUUGGUUUGAGAGGUUGCAUUGGUCAGAAUUUAGCGAUGCUAGAGAUGAAAAUGGUGCUUUCAUUAUUGCUUCAACAAUUUUCUUUUUCCCUCUCUCUAGAGUAUAAGCAUGCACCGGCUAAUCAUUUGAAUUUGCAGCCACAAUAUGGAGUCCCUGUUAUUGUGAAACCUUUCCUUCUUUCAAAAUAA
This is a messenger RNA of Dovyalis caffra, 600 nucleotides long. NCBI's taxonomy places the organism in Eukaryota, Viridiplantae, Streptophyta, Magnoliopsida, Malpighiales, Salicaceae. The record is from the annotation of a GenBank genome assembly.